This is a messenger RNA of Tyto alba (common barn owl), 1985 nucleotides long. It is a transcript of the gene TSPAN10, whose product is annotated as tetraspanin 10. NCBI's taxonomy places the organism in Eukaryota, Metazoa, Chordata, Aves, Strigiformes, Tytonidae. The transcript is spliced from 2 exons. The record is from RefSeq and is a predicted model, not a curated record. Bases 667 to 1605 code for a protein of 312 amino acids. Gene Ontology annotation, cellular component: membrane.
GGAUGUGCGCUCUGAUGGGGUUUGUUGUUGUUCCCUCCCCCCCCCCCCCCCCGCAUCCUGCUGCGCCCUCGUUACCGACCCCGCUAACGGGGCGGUGGGCACGGGUGCUGUGCUGGGGGGCUGGGCCGGAUCGGGCCCAGCUGUGGGGGCCAGGAGCCGCAGCCCUAUUUAAGGCCGCUGGCCGCAACCCCUCACAUGAUGGGAGCGUGAUUCCUCGGGUUUGAGCGGCAGGAUGGCGCAGAGCAGAGCGCGGCUCUCCUGGUCUCGUGGGGCGGCCGGCAGCGGGGAGAGCACCCGGCUGCUGCCCCAGGUAAUCGCGGGGUUCCCCCCAGGACCCUCAGCCCGUCACCCGUGUCCCCCAACUGCUGGGCUCUGGGAUGCCGGGGUGCUGGCUCUGCGCUGGAGCCUGCAGCGCUUGCGUUCCCCGGGGGUUGCCUUAGGGGUGAGUCUGGGGGUCCUCCUUAGGGGCGAGGUCUCUGGGUGAGCACCCCCGCACUCCCCACCUGCUCAGACCCUGGGGGUCUCCGUUACGGGGAGGGUUACGGGGUGGUGGUGGGGGAAUGUGGGGCACCCUACGCACGGGACCCUUGCGAAAGGGGGGUGUGUGGUGGCUCCAGGAGCCUGUGAUGGGGGGUGUAUAGGUUCAGGGGGGCAUUUCAGGGGGGGAUGCUGGGGCUGCGAGCGGCUCAUCCGUCUGUGCAGGCAUCCAGGCUGGUGGAGCUGCCCUACUCUUCUUCUGAUGAUGAUGAUGAUGGCUCGCUGGCUGGGGACACGGACCUUCCCACGGCCGAGCAGGACCCUGGAGCGUGGCACCCCGUCCCCCCCAAGCCGGGGACCUUCAGCCAGUGUGUGCGGUACCUAGCCUUCCUCUGGAACCUCCUCUUCCUCCUGCUGGGCUUGCUGGCCCUGGCUGUGGGGGUGUGGGGGCUGCUGGCCAAGGGCUUGCUGCGGGGGGAGCGCCUGGCCCCGCUGGGCUCCGACCCCAUGCUGCUCUUCGUACUGGUGGGACUGGGGGCCAGCGCCGUCUCCCUGGCCGGCUGCCUGGGCACCCUCCGCUCCAGCCCCUGCCUGCUGCGUUUCUUCGUGGGGGCCACGCUCGUUUUCGUGGGGCUGGAGGUGCUGGGGGGGCUGCUGCUGGUGGUGGCACGGCACCGGCUGCGGGACGCUCUGCGGGAUGCCCUGCUCCUCUGCCUCCUGCGCUACCAGGAGGAGCCCGACCUGCGGUUUUUGGUGGACGAGGUGCAGAGGAGCCUACAGUGCUGCGGCCUCGGCUCUUACCGCGACUGGGAGACCAACCCGUAUUUCAACUGCAGCGCCCCGGGAGCGCAGGCGUGCGGCGUCCCCGCCUCUUGCUGCCUGGACCCUUGGCAGAACGGCACCGUCCCCAACGCCCAGUGCGCCUUCGGGGUCCUGCGCCUGGGGGACGUGGCAGCCGGCACCGUCGUGUACCCGGGGGGCUGCGUGGCCCGGCUGGGCUCCUGGCUCCGUGGCCAGGCGGGCGGCAUCGCGGCCGGCGCGGCCGCGCUGGUGCUGGUGGAAGCCGCCGGCGUGGUCAUGGCGCUGAAGGUGCUCGGAGACAUCGCACCCGGCGGGGCGCAGGACUGAGGGUUUGCCGGCCGUCACCCGGGGUCACGGGCACGCAGGGGAAGUCUGAGCCAGCCCGAAAUAAACCUCAACACAAAGCCUGAACCCCAUCCCUGUCCCAUCCAUCCCGCCCCGCCGCCUCAGCGAGACAACGCUUUCCAUCUGCCUCCCUGCCCACUCCAGACCAAGACACCAGGCCCCCCCCGCGCUCGUUCUGGGUUUUAAUGAGCAUUUCUCCAGGCUGAGCCCUGCUGUGUGGACGGGGCGGCUUCUACCUACGCAGCGCUACGGGGAGGGCGGGCAGCAGCGGUCGCAGCCCGCCUAGAUGAUGCCGUACUGGGCCAGCUCGUGCAGCUCCAGGUGGCUGAAGGCUUCCCAGGGGCAGAUGACGGUGAUGUCUG